This is a messenger RNA of Podarcis muralis (Common wall lizard), 3963 nucleotides long. Lineage: Eukaryota; Metazoa; Chordata; Lepidosauria; Squamata; Lacertidae. The record is from RefSeq and is a predicted model, not a curated record.
GGCAAUCUAGGAGGCUGACGCAGGCAAGGGCCCACAACCCAGCUCCCUAGCUGGCCAGGUGGGCUGGCUAGCUCUGGGAAGAGGGGUUUGAUUCCUCAGCUGGAGCAGAACUGGAACAGGUGAGAGUCACUUGCCUCAUCAAGCUCAGCUGCUGCAAUCAGCAAAGUACAAAAGGAAAGCAGAGCUGAGGGGCUGUGUCUGCUUUCCAUGUUGAUGGGCCUUGGCUUGGAUGCUCCUGGACUUGGGAGCAAAACUAGGCUUUAUUUCAUCUGGGUCAAAGACCCAGUUUGGCACCCCCUGCACGCAUUACCAUAUACACAGGCUGUGAACCGCAACGGCGCCUCUCUGUAGGCUUCACCUGGGGCAAAUAAAAAGUGGCUAUGCCCCCCCCCCGGCUCUGCUAGACCUCUAUGGGACUCUGCUUUGGUUUUGAUUUUGGACUAUGCUCUGACUCCUGGACUUCAGGCUUGGCUGCUUGGAUUGGCCCUGGACCGCAUUUCCUGACUUUUGGACUUCAGACUUCGUUUGAGUGGAUUGACCCCUGGACUUGGACUUUGGACAUGACAUACUGACGUGCUGCCAGGAACCACAGAGUUAACUUUUAGAGGAGGAGCCAUUUGCCUCCUGGUGGACUGUGGGGAAAAGAAGCCCCCUGGUGAUUAAGAUGGCUGCUGGAAGUAGUUUUCAGUUGGGAUGCAGCAUAUGGAAUUCCCUCCCCAGGAAGACUUGCCAGGCACCAAACAUCCCUUUUUACACCAGGUCAACAUUUUCUAAAUCACUUGGAUAGAUCUUGGAACAGUUAAAAGGUUAUCCCACUUGGAGAGUAUUUUCAUGGACAUCAAAAUAUAAAUCCAGCCAAUUCAAUGAGACCUGUGUGAACAUUGUGAUGCAGAGGAUCCUGCUGUGAUAUCAUCAUUGUAGUAUUUACCACAUCUUCAGCUUGUGGGUGUUUAUAUGGUUAUUUAAUGAAGUUUUCUAUGGAGUCAGGAAACUGUUGUGUUUGGCCCUGAAAGUGCAUAGCAGUGAAUCCUUUGGUUCCAAAAGCCGCAUCUUUGAAUGGGCUAAUCCACAUCGGCUCUAAAGUUGUGGAAAAGUGGGAUCACAACCACCUGGCCCAUCAGCUGAGUGUGUCUGGCCUGCCUUUGUCCCCCAGUAAUGCAGCUACCACAUGCAUAAUGCAGUGUUGGAGUACUUACUGCAAACUCAUUUCUAUCAGAAAAAUGAAGCCCACAAAGAACAAAAAUGUAGAAUAUUCGGAAGGUUUCUAUAAGCCCCCAUUAGCUGUCCAGAAGACCAGUGCUGAGAUAAUAAAUGAAGCACGAAAUACACUAAGGAUUUUAAGAACCCAAAGACCGUUCACACCAAAGGAGGAGCAAAGGAAGCUUUUUGGAUCUGCGUCUUCAAGAACACCUGAAAAUAGACCACCUUCUGCUUUUAGUCUCCAUGCUUCCAGCUUUGAAUGGGUUGAAUCAAGGCCUGUCUCUUGUGCACGUCUAAGCCCACUGGACCAUAAGCCAAAGCUGCUGUCAUCACCCAGGAAUAAUGAGGAGCAUCAUAUUUCACCUCCUAAAUCACCAAUAGAUUCAGAGGAAAUUAGGAGAAUCAGCAAUGCUCGUGCCCGUUUGUUUAGAACCGCAUCUCAUGGAAACCUUCUCCCAGAUAAAAUACUACUUCCCAAUGAGUGUAAGACACUGAAUUUUGAAGACCAUCCUACCACGUGUGAUAGUUCUGGAACUAGAGAUGAAAGUCAAAACCUGACUGUCCAGUUGACCUUUAAGGAUAAGUGUGUUCCAUUAACAUAUAAAGAGCAUCAAAAUAAGAUAGAAGGGGAAGAAGUAUAUCCACAAAUGACAGACAUUUUGCCUUCACCUCAGUGCAGCAAUCAAUGUGACCAGGUUAACGGGCAAGAAAGUCCUUCAUCAUGCCUAGAAAACACUGAGUGGACUAAGUCUGCAACUGUGUCAGAAAAUACUUUGGAAGCUAAUGAGACAGAAGAGGAAGAAAACUACUGGAAUACGAAAAUUUUACCAAUUCUACAUGAAUUAGAGUCUGAGGACAACGUAGAAAGACUUUGCCAUGCCUGUACUGUUCUCUAUAAGGCCUUGGAGGAAGGAAAUAUGCUUUGCAAGCGAUUUAAAAGACGAAAUUUGCUUCUGAAGACUUUAUACAAAUUAGUUGACAUUGCUUCAGAUCCGCUUGGCCUAAAACUUGCAAAAAUUAUUCUGGGCCUGAAAGUAAGUGGAAAGAAUCUGCUUAAUGUCUGCAAACUGGUGUUUAAAAUAAGCAGAAAUGAAAAAAAUGAUUCCAUCAUUCAACAUGACCAAAUAUUGGAUUCUCUGCUAGAAGUUCUGAGAGCUGAAGACUUGCAAGCAACUACUGAGGCCUUUCUCUAUUGUAUGGGCGCUAUAAAAUUCAUUUCUGGAAAUGCAAAGCUCAUUAAUGAGAUGGUCAGCAAGGGAACUGUUGAAAUACUGUUGCAACUAAUGAAGCAGAUCAAUGAAAUUAAUGAAAAUGAUGCUCGGUUUUCCAGUUCAGGACACCUCUUGGUUCAGCUCACUGCCACUUUGCGGAACUUGGUUGACUUGCCUCAGUCAAGGUGCAAGCUCCUGGACUCUGAAGCAAUUCCAGAGCUUUGUCUGAUGUUGGAGAAGCGUAUGAACGACAAGGAUGUCUGCACCAAUGUGGCCAGAAUAUUCAGCAAACUUUCUUCCUUCAAUGACUGCUGUACAGCUUUGGCAGAUUGCUCCAGAUGUUACGUCUUAUUUUUAGCCCUGCUAAACAAACACCCAAAGAAGCAGGAUUUAGUCAUCCGUAUCAUUUUUAUUCUUGGAAAUUUAACAGCAAAGAACAACCGGGCCCGGGAACAGUUUUUUGAGGUGCAAGGAAGCAUUAAUACCCUGAUAGCACUAUUCCAGGCUAAUUGUGAAGCUGAUUUAAAUACUAAACUGCUGAAAGGUGAUGGCGAUGUAAAAAAUCUCAAGCAUCCGUCUGAAGCAGAAGAUGUGCUCAUCAAACUUGUAAGAGUGGUUGCCAAUUUGUCCAUCCAUCCCACUGUAGGCACAAGUCUGGCAACAAACCAUCAUAUUGUGACAUUACUCAUUACGGUACUAGAAAACAAAUCAGUUGAUGAAUGUGAGGAGCUGGUUAUUAAUACCACAGCAACAAUCAGCAAUUUAUCUUUCUACCAAGUGAAGAAUUCUGUAAUCCAGGAGAAGAAAUUAUAUAUUGCAGAGUUGCUUUUAAAGCUAUUAAUGAGCAGUAAUAUGGAUGGAAUUCUAGAGGCCAUUCGAGUCUUUGGUAACCUUUCACAAUGCCAUGAAAUCUGUGACUUCAUUAUACAGCGAAAGGUGUACAAGUUCAUGAUCGCUUUGCUCGAUACCAAACACCAGGAUGUCUGCUUUUCAGCCUGUGGAGUUCUCCUCAAUCUUACAGUGGAUAAAAGCAGGCGUAGUAUAUUGAACGAAGAAGGAGGAAUUAAAAAGUUGAUCGAUUGUUUGAGAGACUUUGGGCCUACAGACUGGCAGCUGGCUUGUUUGAUAUGUAAAACUUUGUGGAACUACAGUGAGAAUGUUAGCAUGGCUAAGGCUUGCUUCGAAGAUGAUGAAUCAAACACCUUGCUCGUUAUCCUUGCAUCAUUUUUAGAUGAAGAAUUAGCUCUGGAUUACAACUUGGACGAUUUAAGAGAUUAUCACAAACUUUACUGGGAAACAGAGUUCAAACCUGUGGCGCAGAAGCUUCUCCAGAGGAUUCAAAACUGCAACUUUUGAAUUCCUUAUUUUAAGGUGGGUGCUGAGGAUACUCCAGUGGCCGUUUAUGCAAAGUUGUUGCACUCAAAGUGCUUUGACAGAAAGUGGCUUUAGGUAGUUUUCUUUUGUAUUAGCAUGUACGUUCAUUGUAUGAUACCUUUUCUUAAAUUUCCAGUGGCAUUUAGGGAUGUAAAAAUAAACCAGCUGCAGCAUCUGG